AUGCCGAACCCACCCUAUAGCCCCGAUAUUGCCACUUACAUCUUUAUUUCAUUCCCCAAGAUGAAGCUAAACCUCAAGCGAACUCAUCAUGGUGGCGUAGAGGAGUUCAAAGAUGCUGUAACUGUGGUGCUCAACGAGUUAACUUCAGAGGAUUACCAAGGGUGCUUUGAAUCAUGGGUGCUACGCCAACGUAAAAAUCCUUGUAUAGGAAUAAAGGGAGACUACUGUGAAUGUCGA
This is a messenger RNA of Brenthis ino (lesser marbled fritillary), 237 nucleotides long. NCBI's taxonomy places the organism in Eukaryota, Metazoa, Arthropoda, Insecta, Lepidoptera, Nymphalidae. The record is from the annotation of a GenBank genome assembly.